Messenger RNA from Orycteropus afer afer, 1778 nucleotides. RefSeq names its product t-complex 11 like 1 (gene TCP11L1). The record is from RefSeq and is a predicted model, not a curated record. Gene Ontology annotation, biological process: signal transduction. Lineage: Eukaryota; Metazoa; Chordata; Mammalia; Tubulidentata; Orycteropodidae.
GGAAGGUGAAUAAACUUAAUUGAGAAUGUCUGAAAACCUUGACAAAUCUAACACAAAUGAAGCAGGAAAGUCACAUGAUUCCGAGCAAGGCCUUGAAGAUGCCGUGGAAGGUUCUGAAGAAACUUUACAGAAAAUACUAAAGCCGGGCUCUCCUAGCCCCCAGAGUAUACAAAGACCUCACUCUAGUCCUCCUCGAUUUGUGACGGUAGAAGAACUCCUGGAGACAGCAAAAGGAGUCACGAACAUGGCUCUAGCUCAUGAAAUCGUGGUAAAUGGAGACUUCCGGAUUAAACCCAUUGAAUUACCAGAAGACAGUUUGGAGAAGAGAGUAAAGGAAAUUGUACAUAAAGCUUUUUGGGAUUGUUUAACUGCACAGCUGAGUGAAGACCCCCCAACAUAUGACCAUGCCAUCAAACUGGUAGGAGAGAUCAAAGAGACGCUCUUAUCUUUCUUGCUGCCUGGUCACACUAGACUGAGAAACCAGGUAACAGAAGUCUUAGAUCUGGACCUGAUCAAGCAGGAAGCAGAGAAUGGGGCCCUAGACAUUUCUAAGCUGGCAGAAUUCAUUAUUGGCAUGAUGGGGACACUGUGUGCACCUGCUCGAGAUGAGGAAGUUACGAAACUGAAGAACAUUAAGGAAAUAGUGCCUCUUUUCAGGGCAAUUUUUUCUGUGUUAGACCUCAUGAAAGUGGACAUGGCGAACUUUGCCGUCAGUAGCAUUAGGCCGCAUCUCAUGCAGCAGUCAAUUGAAUAUGAAAGGAAGAAGUUUCAAGAGCUUUUGGAGAAGCAACCAAAUUCUUUAGACUUUGUCACCCAGUGGCUAGAUGAAGCCUCAGAUGACCUUAUGAAUCAGAAGUAUAAAAAUUCCCUGCCAGCUGGGGGAGGGGCUGCUAGCUCUGAGGAAGUUACCAUGCCAAGUCCUGUUGCUGUCCAGAAUUGUGCAUACUUGAAGCUUCUGAAAUGGGACCACCUCGAGAGACCUUUCCCUGAAACAGUUUUGAUGGACCAGGCCCGCUUCCAAGAGCUCCAGCUCCAGCUGGAGCAAAUUACUAUCCUGGGGGCUGUGUUGCUGGUCACAUUCAGCAUGGCAGCCCCAGUAAUUUUCAGCCAGGCCGACUUUGCUGAGAAACUCAAGAUGAUUGUCAAGAUUCUGCUAACAGAUAUGCAUCUGCCCUCCUUCCAUCUGAAGGAUGCCCUGACUGCCAUUGGGGAGAAAGUCUGCGUGGAGGUGAGCAGCUGCCUCACCCUGUGUGGCACCCCCUUCACCACAGACAUGGAGACCGUGCUCAAGGGCCAGAUCCAGGCCGUUGCCAGUCCAGACAACCCCAUUCGCAAGAUCAUGGAUUCCCGAAUCCUGACCUUCUUAGAAACCUGCCUUGCCUUAGGUCAUCAGAAGCCAUUUCCCACAGUACCUGGUGGAUUGGGUCCAGUUCAGAAAGAGCUGGAGGAAGUUGCUAUUAAAUUUGUUCGCCUCGUCAACUAUAACAAGAUGGUCUUCAGUCCCUACUAUGAUGUGAUCCUCAGUAAGAGCCUUGUCAAAUCCUAACCUGUAUGUUCCUUACAGCAGUGUUAUUUAUUUAACUCAGAAUACCUGUUCUCCACUAUAGCGUUGCUUUGGAAAACAGCUAUUUAGUACAUUUCUGUUUAAUGGCACUGAUUCCAAAGAGAAGAGUAGUGUGUAUCACUGUUGUAAAGGUGUGGAAAUAUGCACUGAAUUCUAUUUUGUGGGAUUGUGUUCAUAAGUGCAAGUUUACAAAUCAAAGAAGCUUUUUGUUAUC